AUGUCCAACCAGCAAGUGGGUGCGGUUUUCGAGAAGGUCAUCCAGGAGGUCUGUGAUGCUUCCCAGGUCGACUUUGAGGAAAGCGGUGUCGACCAGCAGACCCUGCAUGAUCUGCGUGAGACCUGGCAACAUAAGCUUUCUUCUGUGAACGUCGCUCAUUUCCCCUGGGAUCCUGCUCCUCAGCCUCCUCAGCAGCACUCAGUUCCCCUCCCCACGGCUACUGUCCCCUCCAAUGCCCCCCGACAACAACAACAACCCCAGCAGCAAUAUGUUCCCCCGCCUGUUUCAAUUCCUCAGGCUGCGCCCUCGCACACCAUGCCCCCCAUGGGCGGGCCUCGCAUCAAGACCGAGCCAGGAACCAAUGGCCAACAACCCGGAAUGCCGCACAUGACCACACCCAUGCCCCCGCAUGGUCUCAACCCUCAGUCGGCUCGCGACCGUGCUGCAAAUGCGCUUCACCAGAAAUACGGCGCCGCAGCUGCGAACUCCGUCCACCAAAUGCAAGCCCAGGGCCAAGCUGGACAAGGAUAUCAGAUGCACCCCAAUGCUCACGGACAAAUGCCACCAAUCAAACAAGAACAGAACUACCCGCACAUCGGUCCUGGACAGACCGAUGGUGGAGGUGACCCGAUGACCGACUGGAAGGCAGAGGUAGCACGCCGCAGAGCAGCUGCCGAGAAUGGAGAAGGUGACCGACUUCUGCGCGAGCAUCUCAAGCAGCGCAUGUCUCAGUAUGAGGGUGGAGGUCUCCUUCGUCCCUUGGAAGAGCACGAGUCCUCUGCCAAGGUCGCUCGCCGUGUGGCUCUUACCGCGCCCCUCAACCAAAACGCUACCACCGAGUCAACUUCAUCUACCCCUCGCGUCACUGGCCAGUUUGAUGGCGCAGAAGAAGAUGUCAAGGAGGAAGACGAAGACGCCAUCAACUCGGACCUGGAUGAUCCAGAUGACCUCGUUGCUGAUGACCAUGACGCAGAUGAAUCGGAGGGCCAGGUUAUGCUUUGCACAUACGACAAGGUCCAGCGCGUGAAGAACAAGUGGAAGUGCACCUUGAAGGAUGGCAUCCUGACCACUGGUGGCAAAGAAUACGUCUUCCACAAGGGUCAAGGUGAAUUCGAAUGGUAA
This is a messenger RNA of Penicillium crustosum, 1122 nucleotides long. RefSeq names its product transcription initiation factor IIA large subunit. The transcript is spliced from 4 exons. NCBI's taxonomy places the organism in Eukaryota, Fungi, Ascomycota, Eurotiomycetes, Eurotiales, Aspergillaceae. The coding region runs from base 1 to 1122 and encodes 373 amino acids. The record is from RefSeq and is a predicted model, not a curated record. Gene Ontology annotation, cellular component: transcription factor TFIIA complex. Gene Ontology annotation, biological process: transcription by RNA polymerase II; transcription initiation at RNA polymerase II promoter.